AUCUGUAUACACAUGCAGAACUAUGCCCGCAUGUAGGCGUUUGCGUCUUUGGAGGCGAGGCUAACAAGACAGAGGAAGGGAGGGGAGACAGAGCCACAGCUUGAGAGGGCGGAAGGGCAGAGAGAGAAACGCAUGAAACGAGAAAAACGAGGCGAGCUGUUCCCCCGCGAGAAGGAAAGAAACGCGUACUCCGCAUUCAUUUUUUCCGGUGUUCUUCUCUGGCCCAGGCGAGGAAUGUCCGGAAGCCUGCAUGCAGAGCAGCGCCUGCCCGCGCAGCGAGGAGGAGACCUCAAAACAAAGAGGAUCUGACGGGAGAGGAAGCUGGGGAAGAGCAGGAAAAAACGCAACGGGGAGAAGAAGCUCCAACAGAGCGGAGGAAGACGACACAGAGAGCGGAAGGACUCGAGAGGCGCCGAGCGCGCGCGCGAGAGAGAGAAAAGAGAAACGACAAGAUGCAAGGCAGAAAUACAGGGAUAAAAGUGCAGUGGUGGGCAAGCGAGGAAGGAAAGAAACCUUGCAGAUGAGAUGCGAGGACGAGAAGCAGCGUUGGUCGCCGUGAACAACACGAUAAAUGCGAGGCGAGAGAAAAGACUACAGAGCCUUCUUAAGAGAAGAAAUCCCUUGGAAACUCCACAGUUCCUUCAUCUCUUUCACAGACACCUCAGCAUUUGCGAAGACGAGAAAAAGACAUUUUCGCGAUUUUUCAAGACGACGCUGGCGAGAUCGGCGGCAUCUCCAGAGACCCCCGCAAAGCGUCUUGAGCCUUUCCUUUCUUCUCUCGUUCUGCUCUGUUCUCCGGCGAUCUGUCUGCCUCUCCGCCUCCCAAAUCUCUGCUCUAGCUAACGCAAAGAGAAGAACUCUCGCCAGAUGUGCAGACACACCUUUCAGAGAAACAGGGAGAGAAAAGAGAGAGAAAAAAGAGAGAGAAAAAAGAGAGAAAAAAGAGAGAAAAGAGAGAAGAGCGCGGACUGGCGAGAGGCCCUGUCACUUUGCGCAGCGGCGCAGCGCGGGGCGUCAAGAAAUCGCGCAUGCAGCGACUUCUUGACGUCCGCGUUGCAUGCUUCGCCUCAAUUUCUCUCUGUUUUCACCGCUCCUUCUCCUUCUCAUCUUCCGCUGAGCGGCUUUAAAACAGUGUACGCAAACAACAAUCAGAAAAUUCGAAACAAUUGCAGAGAGAAAAGACAAGAGGGCGCGACUCAAGCUGCGUCAUGCGGGAGUCGAACGUCACAGAGCCUUGACCUCUCUCAUUGGAGACACGGUCUCUCAACUUGCUGUCCGCGACAAGAAAAGAUUCAAAACCGUCUUUCCCCAUCCUCUCCCUUCUUCGCAUGCACCAGCUCUUUCUCGCGUCCUCUUCCGCGCCUCUCUCCACGGCUGUUCUUCUUCUUUUUCCGCGCGACUUGCGCCCUCCCAGGAACUCCCCGCGGCCUCCGGCAAAAAGUGAAGCGUGAGCAAGAAUUUGAAACCUUUUGACUCUUUUGGCCUUCCACGAUAACCGUCUUGCUGUUUGUCUCGCGUUCCAGAGGACGAGGAGAGCGUUUCAAGGCCUGCGCAAGAAGCUCGUGAGCGCGAGAGAGCUCGUCCGUCCCCCGCGCGGCGAAGAGAGAGACCUUGAAGAUUUCUGUGCUUUUGACACACGCCGCAGACCUUUUCUCGGAAUUUGCCAACGGAGUUCUUCGUCUCUCUUCUUUUGGAGUCUCUUCUCAGAGGUUUCACCUUGCCCUCCUUCGCUCUCUCUGCUCACACACCGCACGAACCAUGGAGGCUUCCGUGGAUGGCGGCAGGGCCCCUCCCUCUUCCCCUCCCUCUGCCUUUGCUUGUCGCUGCUGCCGCGUUUCUUUUUCAACUUUGACUGAGCGAAAGGAGCAUCAACGCUCCGACUGGCACUCUUACAAUCAGCGCCGAAGUGUGGGGAACUUAGGACCUGUGACGCAGGAAGAGUUCUCGCGAAAAAUCCAGGUUGCUCUCUUCGCUUCUCAACUCAAACAAGACAAAAGUGGAGACAAGGAGGCUCACAUCGACGCCGCAGUUCGCCUCCACAGAACUCUCCUCAAUUCUUCUGUCCACGCCGCUUCUCCUGUCGCCUCCUCUGCUUCUCCUCUCGCCUCCUCCUCUUCUUCUUCUCUCGCGUCCUCUGCUUCGCCUCUGCCUCCGACGGAGAGAGAACGCGCGCAGGCUGUCGCGACCUUGACGGCUCUGGGCGUCUUGGCCUCUCGCGGGGAAGACCAUUUGAAAGGGAAGAAGGCGGAGAAGGCCGGGCCGCGGCCUCUGCCUCCUCUGGCCGCUUCGGAGACCUCGCGGGGCGCUGCGACAGACGGUGCCGCGUCUGUUCCAGAGAGAAGCGGCGCUCGCGGGAUCUCGAGCGAGGCGCAGCAACUGGAGAAAAAGGCGCGCUUGGCGGCGCUCGCGACCUCUCCAGAGUGUGUGAGUCUGUUUGACUUGCAUGCGCCCUUCGCGUCGUGGCGAGAGAACUUGACGUACAUGCAGAAGACGUUUUCCUUUGCGCUUCCUCACGCGGAGUUCUUGGUGGAUCCGGCGAGGUUUCUCAGAAUUAUCUGGAAGGCGCAGAUGAGGAAGCCGCGGUGUCUCUGGUGCAUGCAGCGCUUCGCCUCCGUGGAGGCGGCCCAGCAACACAUGCAGUCGAAGGGACAUACGCAGCUCCGAUGGGCAGACAGCGCAGACUCUGCGCUACAGAGGGCGCUCGAGCCUUGCUUCGACUUCCGAGCCUCGUACCUGGCGCUGCUGGAGAGGCGCGCACAGCUGGCAGAAACGCAGAAAGCUCUGAGUCACACAGGCGACCGACGCGACCGAGAGCCUGAGGAGACGCUCGACGAGAUCCAAGAGACUCAGAGCGCCGACGAAGACCUCUGGGAAGACGUCUCCGACGACGACAGCGACUCCUGGACAGUCGCCUCAGAAGAGGCUGCAGAGCCGAGCGACGUGCAAAAAAAGCCGAGAGGAGACAUCGAAGAUGAGUAUGCCCGACUGAGAGAAGAAUGCAAAGGCUUGACGGACAAGGACUUCAGACGCAUCCUUCGCCAGUGCGGAGACAUGCAGGCGCGACUGACGGAGACAGGUGAUCUGCGCCUUCCCGACGGCAGAGAACUCGUCAAUCGACAUGUCGCUUACAUUUACAAGCAGCGCCUGGGACGGAGGGUGCCCGGCGAUGCAGAGGCGCAAGUCCUCGCGGAUGCCUACGGCGUACAGAGCCUCCGAGACGUUUGCGGCGGAGAACGCGGCGCUCUUGCUCUCGCAAGUUCUCACUGUCCUGGAGAUCCGGCGCAACGGAAGGCGCAACUCGCUCUUCGCCUGCGGCAGGAGAAACACCGACGCCUGCUGGCUUGUCUGGGGCGCAGCGGCCGUGGAUUAUCCGAGAAACAGUUGAGAACGCAGAGAGAAGUGAAGCACAGAGUGGUGCUGCCUCGCGAGCAAUUCGCCAAGCGAAUGCAGAAGCAACGCAUGCAACUCGGCGUCAAGCAGAAUACUCUGCAGAAAUUCAUUCUGCAGGAGCACAAAUUCUUCCUUUGAGAAAACAGGACGGAGAGAGGAAGGAGACAAGAGAGAGGAAGGAGACAAGAGAGAGGAAGGAGACAAGAGAGAGGAAGAGGCAGUCGUGUAGCAGAUGGUGUCUUGCCUUUUUUUGCACACUGUGGAGAGAAGAGUGGACCUUUGGCUACGAGAGAAAGACAGCGCUGCUUUUGUUGCUCUUCGCUUCAGUUCGUUUCUCGUAUUUUUUUAUCCAAAACGCUUGACGUUCACGACGUCGACGGCGUCUCAGCCUGACGACGAGGCGUCGCACAUGCAUGCUUUCGACACGAACCUUUCCGGCUGGACUCCAACCGUAGAGUCUAAACCGCGGAGGGGAAAAAAAAAUACUCGACUAUCGAGAAGGCUGAAGAAGACUCAAGUCGAGAGGCGCAACAAGCGUCUUCAUCGCUACAGAACAUUCCACCCACGAAGGGCAGGAGGAGGCCUGCUGAUGGAUCCAGCCGACUUCUUUGUGUUGUGCGACACAGCCAGAGAAACUGAACAGCCAAGAGCGAAGACGAGAGGAAGAGAGAACUCGCCGCCUUCCUCGUGCGUUUCGUCACUCUCCAACUAUUCCACUGCAAUUCAACAAGCAAGCGUUUGACA
Toxoplasma gondii ME49 is the source of this 4134-nucleotide messenger RNA. RefSeq lists its product as hypothetical. Gene Ontology annotation, cellular component: preribosome, large subunit precursor. Lineage: Eukaryota; Apicomplexa; Conoidasida; Eucoccidiorida; Sarcocystidae. The transcript is spliced from 4 exons. Gene Ontology annotation, biological process: ribosomal large subunit biogenesis. The coding region runs from base 1759 to 3528 and encodes 589 amino acids. The record is from RefSeq and is a predicted model, not a curated record.